GGAGAGGGCUGGGAAUAUGGAGAUACAAAGUACCUGUCUGAGUAUGCAGUUUCUCUGAAGAAGGAUGUAUCUGCUGGUCCUCAUUCACAUCUUGCAGUCCUCUCUGUCGGCGGUCCAAUCCUGUCCAGCGUUAUGUGUCUGCUCGUAUGGGAACAGUGGAAUAACAGAGCUCAGGUUGGUGCAGUGCAGUGACCCUGGAAUCUCAGCUGUUCCUAUUAAUGUCCCAGCUGAUACAGUAAAACUGCGUUUAGAGAAGACCUUGAUCUCCAGGGUGCCCCGGGCAGCCUUCUACAACCUGUCAGAGCUGCGUUUUUUGUGGCUGACCUACAACUCCAUCACAUCCAUCCAUCCCAGCAGCUUUGUUAACCUAAAGGCCCUGCGAGAGUUGCGUCUGGAUGGAAACCUCCUGACAUCUUUCCCCUGGGAGGGGCUCAGAGACAUGCCCCGCCUCCAGACUCUGGGUCUCCACAACAACCGUCUGUCCAGUCUUCCUGCUCAUGCUUCUCUCUUUCUUCCCAACAUCACCUACCUCGACCUAUCCAGCAACAGGCUGACUAUAUUACCUGUUGAGCUGCUGGACCUGUGGUUUCCACUCCCAGGACAGCAGGGAGGACUAGUACAAAGAAGAGUUUUGGGUCUUCAUGACAACCCCUGGUUGUGUGACUGUCAGAUCUCCAUGGUGAUGUCCUUGUCCAUGUCCCUGGGGAGUCCUGUAGUUCUCAUGGACCAGCUCCUGAUAUGCCGCAGGUCUCUGGGCCAGUCAGCGAUGAUGGUGACCCAGGCUGGGAUGUCCCGCUGUAUGAGGCCUUCAGUCCAGCCUGCAGCCACCAGAGUCAUCUCUCCACUGGGCAGCAAUGUAAUCCUCCGCUGUGACGCCACCGGCUACCCAACACCAACCCUGACUUGGAUCAAAACCUCGGCCUACACUGGUUGUUGCCAACAAGACAUCCUUGAGAAUUCUGACCAGCUACCCAGGAACUUGGAGAGCUUUAUGCAGGAAUCUCCUCGAGUGGGGGUUCGCUGGUCGAUAAUCAGCCUGAACGGGUUAUCGUACAAGGAUGCUGGUGAAUAUCGGUGCCAGGCACGGAACAUGGCCGGAAUAUCUGAAGCCCCAAUUAAACUGAAGGUGGUGGGAGUCACAAGACUGUCCCGUCUUCCAAAAAAGAAGCCCCAGAAGACUCCACCCAAAUCACCAUCAAAAUACAGAAAGCCUAACCAGACUGCAGCUCCUACCAACACCCCCUCAAUGAAGGAGAAUCGGAUACUCCAAAACAUUACACCUUCUAUUAACAAGACCCAGAUGGCUCCUAAUCUUUUGCCCAAAGUGUUCCCCAUAGACAAGUACAUUAAGAGACGCAAAAUGAACUUAACAGAUGCAAAGACAUCUAUCAAGUCUACAUCUGAGCCUCCAAAAAACUCUACAACUGCUCUAUUCUCAGAAACCCUUGUAUGAGAUACACUGAAGUUGGUCUGGG
This is a messenger RNA of Epinephelus moara (kelp grouper), 1475 nucleotides long. It is a transcript of the gene lrit3b, whose product is annotated as leucine-rich repeat, immunoglobulin-like and transmembrane domains 3b. The record is from RefSeq and is a predicted model, not a curated record. Gene Ontology annotation, molecular function: protein binding. The coding region runs from base 65 to 1453 and encodes 462 amino acids. Lineage: Eukaryota; Metazoa; Chordata; Actinopteri; Perciformes; Serranidae. The transcript is spliced from 6 exons.